Molecule: messenger RNA, 1129 nt
Organism: Phragmites australis (common reed)
Lineage: Eukaryota; Viridiplantae; Streptophyta; Magnoliopsida; Poales; Poaceae
Product: nudix hydrolase 15, mitochondrial-like
Exons: 4
Coding region: 87-836 (249 amino acids)
Biological process (GO): coenzyme A catabolic process
Molecular function (GO): acetyl-CoA hydrolase activity; coenzyme A diphosphatase activity
Source: RefSeq, a predicted model, not a curated record
GAAAAGCCCUGGCGGGGUCAUCGGCCAAACCGAACCAAACCAAACCAAAUCCUCCGCCACUCCCACCAACUACGCCGAUCUCCGCCAUGGAGGGGGAGAAUGACCCCGGCGCGGACAUGGAGGCGCUCAUCCGGCGGCUGCGGCUCCACCGGCCUGCGUCCUCCCCGUACGACCCCUCCCCGGCGGCGGCUCUCGCCACCGCUGCCGCCGGCGAGCUGUUCCGGCCGCGGAGGGCCGCCGUGCUGGUCUGCCUCUUCCGGGGCGCCGCCGGCGAGCUCCGUGUCAUCCUUACCAAGCGCUCGCCCUCCCUCUCCACACACUCCGGGGAAGUUGCAUUGCCAGGAGGGAAGGCUGAUGAGGGUGAUGCUGAUGAUGCAGCAACAGCAUUAAGGGAGUCAAAGGAGGAGAUUGGGCUUGAUCCAGCCCUGGUCACGGUCGUUGCCUCUCUUGAGCACUUCUUGUCCAAGCAUCUUCUGGUAGUUGUUCCUGUUGUUGGCAUACUGUCAGACACACAGGCGUUUAUACCUGUUCUCAAUGUUGCUGAGGUGGACGAAAUUUUUGAUGUGCCCCUGGAGAUGUUCCUCAAGGAUGAGAACAGGACAUCUGAGGAGCGAGAAAAGAUGGGUCAGGCAUUCACAGUUCAUUACUUCACUUAUGAGAAAGGGAACAGGAAGUUCAUAAUCUGGGGUCUGACCGCCCGCAUCCUGAUCCAUACCGCUUCAAUAGUAUACGAGCGACCACCGGACUUUCCUGAGCGAAGAGUACAGUUCAACUUGCCAAAGUACCAAAAGGAGUAUCCUUCAAUGCCAUUGGGAUCAGUACCUGCUAGACAUUAGUGUUCACGGCGCUGUCUCCACUAUACGCCAUUGGGGCGUACAGGAGAUUACACCACAAGAAAUUGUUAUAGAAUCCAAGAGGAGUUAAAAUCAUAUGCUAUCAUACUAAUUUAUAUUCUUUGCAUUCAGUAAUAACAUUAACAUUUAGAACAAUGUUACCCCUAAAAAACAUAUAGAACAAUGUAAUAGUAUCUGUGUACAAUGCCAAUUGUCUCUAUUGAUGCUAUUAAUGUAAUCAAACACUUGCUCUAGUGUAAUUGGAUUGUAUGUAUAAAUAAGAAUGUUCUGCUGAA